AUGACGUUGCCAGAAGACUUGAAGUUGCUUUUUGUCCAGUGGCUCCAGGAUCUCGCGGUGGAGGCAACUAACAAAGGCUCCAAGAUGGCUCUUACCUACAAUCGCGCUUUCAUGAACGUGAAAAACCAUCCCGAGCCAGUCAACGAUCCAAAGACCUUGAAGCUGAUACGAUUUGUUGGCGACAAGACUGUAGUUCUCUUGACCACCAAGCUCAAAAAGUACUGCGAGCUGCUUGAAGUUGCCAUGCCAAAUGCAUUUGCAGCUAAUGAGUCCAUCGUUGUUGCUAAUAAAAGGAAAUCUGAUAGUUCAGGCUCAGAACCUGCUAAAAAACCACGCAAAAAAAGACCGUAUGUUCCAAAGCAUCGCUCAGGCGGUUUUGCUAUCUUAUUGGCAUUGUAUCUCAGGGAUCGCGUUCGGAACGGCCUUGGUCGUGAAGAUAUAGUCAAAGCUGCUACUCCAUAUUCCGACAAGUCAUUUUCUUCCAAUCCUGCUGCCAACGACUUCUACUCAGCUUGGAGCUCUAUCAAAGUGCUCAUGAACAACGACUUAGUGAGCUGCUCAGGAAGAUCACCUAAGUUGUACUUUUUGACCGACGAAGGUUUAGAGUUAGCACGGCAAUUAAAAGACACAGAAGGCAUGCAUUCUUCGCCAUUACGCCAGGAGCCAGAUAUAUCAUUUGACAACAAAUUAAGAGUCACUCCGGAUACCAGUAACAUCCGCUUUCUGGACCCGUAUAAUUUGAUUGAUCUAGACAUCACUAUAGAUACUGUCCCCGGCAUUUCUUCGUGUCCAUUGAAGACAGGCUCACGAUCUCUGACAGAUGUGUCAGCGAAGCUCAGUAUUGAAGCUUUACCGCAUGAUUCUACAAAUAGGAUUUUUGAUGGUACCAGGUAUGACAUUUGGACUCAAGAUGAGGUCGAGGUGAUUAUCAUCAUUGACAGCAGAGAGGUGCGGUCACUGCUGGAGCGAGAUUUCUUUGAAAAACGAUUGAGCUCGUUUGGUGUAAAAUGCGAAGUCAGAGCUCUUUCUGUUGGAGAUAUUGUGUGGAUAGCCAAACACAAGAAAACAGGUAAAGAAGUAGUACUUAACCAUAUCUGUGAGCGGAAGAGAAUUGACGACUUGGCCUUUUCCAUACGAGAUGGCCGUUUCCAGGAGCAGAAGAACCGGUUAAAAAAGACUGGAAUGAAAAACUACUACUAUUUAAUCGAAGAAGCUGGCAUGGGUGUAAUGGACCGUGUUGCGGAGAUGGCCGAAUCCAUACAAACUGCAAUCUCUAUGACGAUAACAGUUUCCGACUUCUACUUAAGAAGAUUCAAAGAGAUUAAUGAAACGGUUUCCUUUCUCGCGUCGCUUACACAGGUAAUUCAAAAUAACCUUCUACGUGACAACACUAAGUUGGUUGUAAUACGUGCUCAAUCGCUAAAGAACCAAACUGAGUAUACUGAACUUGUCAUCAAGUUUCGAGACAAGUUUGAAACCCGAAACACCUCCUACGAGUGCGUCCACUAUUAUCCUGUUUUCCAGGAGCUUAUGGGAAAAUCGGUGACAACCGUGCGAGAAAUGUUUAUCGUCAUGCUUAUGAGUAUUCGAGGUGUUUCCUUGGAACGAGCCAUAGUGAUCCAAAGAAGGUUCCCUACACCAAAGCUGUUGAUAGAAUUUUAUACUUCAGAACAUGGUUCAGAUACUGAAGAGGAAAAGAAAAGGUUACUUGAGUACGAAUUUAGGAAUGAAAUUGGUAACAAAAAAAUCGGCAAGGUUUGCCUGGAAAGAGUAUAUGAUGCUUGGGGAAAGCAAUAA
Messenger RNA from Scheffersomyces stipitis CBS 6054, 1797 nucleotides. RefSeq lists its product as uncharacterized. The record is from RefSeq and is a predicted model, not a curated record. The transcript has 2 exons. Bases 1 to 1797 code for a protein of 598 amino acids. Gene Ontology annotation, cellular component: nucleus; Holliday junction resolvase complex. Gene Ontology annotation, biological process: resolution of meiotic recombination intermediates; DNA catabolic process; double-strand break repair via break-induced replication. Gene Ontology annotation, molecular function: 3'-flap endonuclease activity; crossover junction DNA endonuclease activity; DNA binding. Lineage: Eukaryota; Fungi; Ascomycota; Pichiomycetes; Serinales; Debaryomycetaceae.